Molecule: messenger RNA, 3664 nt
Organism: Paramecium sonneborni
Lineage: Eukaryota; Ciliophora; Oligohymenophorea; Peniculida; Parameciidae
Source: the annotation of a GenBank genome assembly
AUGAUUUAUAUUGCUUUUUUUAUUGUAUUUACAAAAGCUAUAAUUUUACGAAGCCUUACUAAAUAUUCUGAUUUUUAGAUUCAAACCUUAGAUUUUGAAUGUGAAAAUAUAGGAUUAUCUGAAAAUGGCAAUUUCUACAUUCAAACCUUGUAAGAAUUUAAUGUAAUUCAAAAAACUUCAACUAAUUUUGAAGGAUUAUUUAAUGAGAAAUGGAAUUAAACUUUUCUUAACUUAAUUUAUGAGUAAGAAUACUUGCCUUAAUCUAUUUUGAUUCUUUAAACCUAAAACAUUUAAUUCUAAGAUCAAUUGCAUUUAUGUUCUUUAAUAUAAUAUAAGCAAAAUCAUGAUUACUAAAUAUAUUGUACAAAGGAAAUCAAGCAACUAUUUAUAGAUGGUAAAAUUGAAUUUAAUCUAUUAUAUGAAUUUUCAUUUUCAAUCUUUUAUGAAGAAAAUCAAUUAUGCCACAGCUUUUUAUUUAUUAUCAAUCAUUUUUAUAUUGUUUGCCUAAACAAUGAUCAUCUUAUAAUUAUUACUCUUGAUAUGAAAGGUAAUUAGUAAAUACAAAAGAUCAAUAUUUCAAAUCCAGAAUGCAAAACUAAGUUUACAAAUUCAAAGGAUUAAUAUUUUAUAGUUUCAUUAUACUAAUGUUUAUAAUGGGAAAUUAUUAUUCUUGAUUCAUAAAUGUAAAUUUUGAAAAGAAUUACAAUCUCAGAGAUUAGAGUAGAAGAAAAUGAUAUGAAUGCUUAUUAGUAUUUAUAAGACAUAAAGUAUUGUUAAGACCAACUGCUUCUAAAUUUUUAAUUAAAUUAUAUAUAAAUCGACUUAAAAAACUCAUUUAGAGACAUCAAAUACAAAUUCUUAAACUAGAUCUCAAACAAAUAAAUAUUACACUGUUAAAUUUCUCUAAAAUUAUAUCAACAAAGUUUUUCCUAAUAAAUUCAAGAUAUCAUUAUUUCUGCUGCAUCUUCUAUUAAUUUUAAGGAGGCCUUCCUAUUAGAAAAUUCAAUUAUUUUGCUUUAAUAUUCUGAUCAUUUAAUUGCUAUUUUAGCAAGUGAUAUAAAAUAAAUCAUUAAUAUUGAGAUUCAUUAAAUAAUUUUAUUAAGAGAUAAUAUUUAAUUUUUCAUAAUUGAUCAAUAGAAUAAGUUAAGUUUAUAUAAAACAAAUAUAUUCUAAAUAUAGUAUUCUAAUUAAUAAAAUCAAAAUUAUGUAGGAUUUUUUAAAGUAAAAUAUUUUGAAUCAUCUUUUCUGAAAUGCUUUUAGAUUCAUAAAUAUGAAGAUGAAUAACAAAGAUUAUAAAAUGAAAUAAAAAAUUUUAGAAAUAAAAAUUAUCUUUUAAAGAUAGAUGAUACAUUUGAUAAUAAAAUUUUUAUCGAAAAGUUAAGCUUUAUUUAAGAAAAAAAUAUCAACUUAAAUUUUUCACUUCCUUUUGAAUUUUAAAAUAAACUUUAAAUUGAAAAUAAAGAUUCAUGUUAAUCAUUUGGAACAAAAUAGAGCAAUUUGAGAUAAUUUUAUAUUUUAAAGAAAAAGUCCAAAAAUUACAUACUUUUUAAUGAUGAAAAUUUAUCACUAGUGAUUUAUAAUUGCAUUUCUUCUAGAUCUGUCAAAUAUAAUAUUAAAAUUGAUCUAAAUUCCAUAUAGACAUAUUAUUACGUAGAUAAUUUGCGUUUUAUUUUGAUUUAAGAAACUUAAGGAAAAAUAAUUAUUUUUGAUCUCUCAAAUUAGUCAGAUAAAUAAAUUACUUAUAAAAUUCAUUAAUUCAAAGAAUAAAUUAGAAUUUCUUGUAUCUUUAAAAAUGUAUUAAUUAUUUAAUUAGUAAACUCAACAUAAGUAUAUUUUGAAUUUCCAGAAGAAGCUAGAUUCAUGAAUUUUUCAAUUCAUCAAUUUUCAAUAUUUGACAAUAUUUUCUUUCAGAAUUUUGAUGAAGCUAUUAAGGUUUUAAUACUUUAAAACACAAUAAUUUUUUAAUUUGAAUCCUAUUUACUUAUUCAAUAAUCAAAUCUAAUUUAUUUGAGUAUCUUAUUAUUUAUAUUUAGUAAUAAAUAAAAAAUUAAAUUUAUUGGGAGGAUUCACAUAGAAGAGUAGAUCUUUACAAUUAAUAUUAUUAGCAAUAGAUAAUGAAAUGAAUACAAUAUAUAAAUAUUUAAUCACUAAGUCAAAUUAUUAUCUAAUUUCAACAUUCACCUUUACAGACUAUUUUCCAAUUAAACCUCUACACUAUUAGAUUUAAUAAAAUCAUUUCAUAAUCGUAACUUUAUAAGAAGAUCCAACUUUAUAUCAUCUCUUAUUAUUUAAUUUGUUAAAUUAAUAAAAUUUCAAUUAUUAUGAAAUAGUUUCUACACCUUAUAAAUACUUUUCUAUUUAAUAAGAUAUUCUUUAUUAUUAUAAUAAUUAAGGAUUAAUUGAAAAAUAGCUGAGAUAUUUUAUUUUUAAUUUUUAUUUAUAAGAACUUAAUUAAAUAUUUUAUUAUUUAGAAUUCAAAAUAAAUAUAAGUCAUUCUUAACUUUAGAAUUGUAAUUAUCAAGAGAACUUAAAUUUAAUGUUGGUUAAUUCUUAAUUUAAUUUAAAAUUAAUCAAUCAAAAUAAUUUAAAAAUUGUAAUCAAGAAUGAUUAAGCUAUAAUAAAUCCAAAUUAAUAUGCACUAGGAUAAUUAAAUGAAAUUUAAUUGAUAAAUAAUACUGCUUUUACUCUUUAAAGUCCGUUCAAAGUUACCAAUAGAUAUAAAUGUUAAUAUUUAAAUAAUGCAAUAUGUAUAUUAAAUAAUUCUCAAUCUCUACAACUUUAUAAUUUAUCUAGCAAUAUAAAAUUAAAUAAAUCAAUAAAUGCAGAAAUGUUAAUUUAAGAUGAAACCUCAAUUUUUUCAUUAAAUAAUGGGUUUGUUUUGGUAGAAUAAUUUCAGUCUGAUCUUGUAUAGAUUUCUUAUUUUACUGAGGAUUCAAGAAAUUUUAACGUUAUGAUGGGUGUUCUUAUUUCAGCAUAGUUAAAGGAAUCAUUACUAAUGGUAAAAACUAAUUAUUUGAUAAACUAUUACUUUAUUGAUGAAUUAAUCCAUCUAAUAUCUUCCAAUAAAUUUGGUGAGGAAUCUAAUAAAACUCUCUCAUAAAUUGGAAACAAAUAAUAUUGUUAGACCCUUUUUAAAUACUCAGAAAUAAAUAUAAAUUGCUUUUCAAUUUCAUAAAAUAUAAUAUAAUCAGUCUAAAAUUAUACAAUUCUUACGACUGAUAUUUGUAAUUCAAUAACAAAGCCCUAUCAAUUUUUGCCAAAAUUUUAAUAAUAAUUAUCUGUAGAAGUUCUAAAUUUAUCUUAAAUUUAAGAGAAUGAGCUAGAGUUUAACUUUUUACUUUUAUAUCAAAACGAUUUGAUAUUUUAUUUUUAAAUAAAAUUGAGUAGCAAUGUAUAUCAUAUUAAAUUACAUAAUAUUAUCAGAUAUCCUUAAUUUGUUCAUAGCUGUAAUUCAUAUAUUNAUUAAAUAAUUCUCAAUCUCUACAACUUUAUAAUUUAUCUAGCAAUAUAAAAUUAAAUAAAUCAAUAAAUGCAGAAAUGUUAAUUUAAGAUGAAACCUCAAUUUUUUCAUUAAAUAAUGGGUUUGUUUUGGUAGAAUAAUUUCAGUCUGAUCUUGUAUAGAUUUCUUAUUUUACUGAGGAUUCAAGAAAUUUUAACGUUAUGA